Lottia gigantea (owl limpet) is the source of this 513-nucleotide messenger RNA. RefSeq lists its product as hypothetical. The transcript has a single exon. Bases 1 to 513 code for a protein of 170 amino acids. The record is from RefSeq and is a predicted model, not a curated record. Lineage: Eukaryota; Metazoa; Mollusca; Gastropoda; Lottiidae.
AUGGUUACACCCAUACUGUACACCUCGCAUUUAUCCGCAUGGUUUCACCAUAGUGUACUUUUCGCAUUUAUUCACAUAGUUACACCCAUACUGUACAUAUCGCAUUUAUCUGCAUGGUUUCAUCAUAGUGUACUUUUCGCAUUUAGUUACAUGGUUACACCCAUACACCCAUACUGUACACCUCGCAUUUAUCCGCAUGGUUUCACCAUAGUGUACUUUUCGCAUUUAUUCACAUGGUUACACCCAUACUGUACACCUCGCAUUUAUCUGCAUGGUUUCACUAUAGUGUACUUUUCGCAUUUAUGUACAUGGUUACACCCAUACUGUACACCUCGCAUUUAUCCGCAUGGUUUCACCAUAGUGUACUUUUCGCAUUUAUUCUCAUGGUUACACCCAUACUGUACAUAUCGCAUUUAUCUACAUCGUUUCACCAUAGUGUACAUCUCGCUUUUAUCUACACGGUUUCACCAUACUGUACAUCUCGCAUUUAUCUACACGGUUUCAACAUACUGA